Opisthocomus hoazin is the source of this 1548-nucleotide messenger RNA. The record is from RefSeq and is a predicted model, not a curated record. NCBI's taxonomy places the organism in Eukaryota, Metazoa, Chordata, Aves, Opisthocomiformes, Opisthocomidae.
AUGGGAGGAUUAGGCCAGCAGGUCCCCACUUGUACAUCUGGUAACAAAAGGCAGUCCAGCUCUUUGACUGACCUCACCUCAGACAGUACCUGGGAUCAGCAAAAGCCUCACUUGUUUGCUAAAUCCUGCUUGAGGCCAAAAAGUGCUUCAUCUCCCUGGAUUCCUUCCAUCACCAUCCCUCAGCCCUUCAAAAUGACAGUGCGGGAAGCUCGCAAAAAGUCCCAGCUGAUGAAGUCAUACAUGUUUCUUGAACUAGACAAACAGAGAGACAAAAGGCAAAGCCAGGAUGAAGCCGAAUGUCAGAAGCAGUUCCGGGCACAGCCUGUACCUGCCCAUGUAUUUCUGCCCCUUUAUCAGGAAAUAAUGGAGCAGAAUGAGAUUCGCAGGCAAAUAGCAACACAGAAAAGAAAGGAGCUGCUACUUUCAACCCAGCGGCCCUUCAGUUUUCUGGAGAAGGAGGAGAAAAAGAAAGAAGCUAUCAGACAAAAGUUCCUGGCAGCAGCAACCCCAAAUGAGAGGUCCAAACAGAAGCAAGACAGUAAAAGAGUUCCUAAAUCUACUUACAAUCCACUUCUUGGAGAUAAACUCAAAGAAGCUGAACUCUACAGAGAAAUCCGCAUUCAAAUGAGAGCGAAGGAUUUGCUUGAGAGCUCCGUAGCUCCUAUAGAUACUAGCGACUGUCGGAGGGAGCCUCAGUCCCGAACUGCCACUAAAACUAAGCAGGAAAGACUUGGCUUCUUGCAGGACAAAAGUUUCAGUUUCAAGCCAAGGAUUAAUCCAACAAUACCAGAUUUUGAAGGACUUUACUGGGAAUUUCAGAGGGAAGCAGUAAGGAGACAAGAAAUCAAAGAGGCAACUCGUAAUAAGCCAUUCAAGCUAAGAACCUCCAAUCUCCGUGGCAGGCAGAGGCAGGCUAAUGAACAGAUAAAGGAUUCUCAGCAACUUUCCAAGGUUUCAGUGCAAAAAAGUCAUUCUCUGACCGGACUUUCCUCUCUCUCUUCCAACACCCUUCCAGUGCAUAUUACAGAUGCAACUAGAAAAAGGGAAUCUGCUAUUAGAUACUCCCAAGAUAACAAAAAGGAAGGGGACAAAGAAGGAAUUUAUUGGCAGGAGAAACAGAAAAAGAGAUGUCAAGCUAUCCGAAAGUCAGUGAACAGCCGAGCAAAAGCCCUGGACCCACAUAAAAGUCUGGAGAAAACACAGAAGGAGAAGUUGAAACAGAACUGGCAAAAUAUGAGAGAGAGAACAAAGGAAUACAGAAAGGAGCUGGAAGAAAUGCAGCUGCGAGUCAAGAGCAGACCGUACCUCUUUGAACAGGUCACCAAGCAUGAUGCUCGUCAAGGAGCAGAGCGUCGCUACAGACACACCCUCCAGCAGGUGGGGCUAAGCGAAGAAUUUGUAAGGAAAAAAGGGCAAGAUGCCACUGACUUGCUGGAAGAAGAAUCUGACAUUCACAGAGCGCCCAAGCCUCGGGGUGAAAAGGACAACUGUACUGUACAGGAAGGAGAACCUCAAGAGGAACAGAGUGGAAAAGAAAUGGCAACGUGA